AUGCCUUCGUUCCAUCCACCUCGAAAUUCCCUCACACGUCUCCGCCAAGUUUGUAGACCUACCUCUCUUCAAAUCCGACCAUUCACCUCGUCCACUUCCGAUCUUUCACCAUCCUCAUUCCCUAACAUGUCUACGAAGGCGACAGAACAAGGUAAACUCAAAGUAUCUCUCAGGGGUCCGGCGAUACUGAACAAUCCAAGGUUCAAUAAGGGGAGUGCAUUCACGAGGGAUGAGAGAGAUGAGCUGGGAUUAAGAGGGAGAUUACCAUUUGCAGUCGAUACGUUGGAAGAACAAGUCGAAAGAGCCUAUAUGCAAUAUAAAUCUAGAGAAACUAACAUCCUCAAAAACUCAUUCCUGGCAUCUAUGAAAUCCCAGAAUUGGACAUUAUACUAUGCUCUCCUUUCAAAAUAUCUAAUCGAGAUGUUCCCCAUAGUCUACACGCCCACAGAGGCAGAUGCGAUCUCAGACUAUUCUCACUUGUUUAGAAGGAGCGAAGGACUUUAUCUGAGUCCACCGGAAUUUGAGAAGAUGGAGGAAGACUUUCUGGAUGCUUGUGAAGGUAGAGAUCUAGAUUUGAUCGUGGUUUCCGAUGGUGAAGCGAUAUUAGGAAUAGGAGAUCAGGGCUCAGGCGGGAUAGGUAUAUCAUCGGCUAAAGCUGUGAUAUACACCCUUGCAGCUGGAGUAGAUCCAGCAAAAGCUUUAGCGGUCACUUUGGAUGUAGGCACGAAUAAUGAAGAUUUACUCAAGGAUGAUUUAUAUAUUGGCUAUAGGGAGAAAAGACUACGCGGCGAGAAAUACGAUGAGUUUGUAGAUAAGUUUGUCGGACUGGUGAAAAAGCAUCAACCGAGAUGUUUACUACAUUUUGAAGAUUUCGGAGUAACCAACGCUCAGAGAUUGUUAGCGAGAUACAGAGACCAGCAUACUGUGUUCAAUGAUGAUAUACAAGGUACAGGAGCGGUCACUCUGGCAGCGUUACAAGCUGCUAUUGCUGUGACCAAGACCAAGCUUUCUGAUCAGCGUAUCAUCAUAUAUGGAUCCGGCUCAGCAGGAUUAGGUAUCGCAAGACAGCUUCGGGAUGCUAUCGUACUGGAAUCUUCAGAUGAGAAAAAGGUGGACUCCAAGAAAGCCUCAAGUCAGUUCUGGCUGAUGGACAAGCACGGAUUGAUCAAGAAGUCACUAGGGAACGAUAAAAUACGAGACGAGAUUGAAGAUGAUUUCAUCCGCACGGAGGAAGAGUGGGGCUCAGGCGAUGAGGAGAAUGGAUUGUUAGAGGUGGCUAAGAAAGUAAAACCGACGGUAUUGAUUGGCACUUCUACCCAUGCUGGAGCAUUCACCGAGGAAGUGGUGAAGGAGAUGAGCAAGCAUGUCGAUAGACCUAUCAUUUUCCCACUUAGCAAUCCGACUAAGAAAUGCGAAGCAGACCCCAAAGAUCUUAAUCAAUGGACUGACGGUAAAGCUCUGAUGGCGACUGGUUCGCCAUUCGAUCCUGUGGAUGUACCAGGGAAGAAGAAGAAGUAUGUCGUGGCGGAGUGCAACAAUGCCCUCAUAUACCCCGGACUGGGCCUCGGAGCCAUCAUCUCCCGCUCUUCCAAAAUGACCGACUCGAUGAUCGUAGCAGGGUCCAAGAGAUUAGCCGAACUCGCCCCGGCGAUACUCAAGAAUGAUCCCGACGAAUCACUAUUACCUGAUUUUGGCGAUGCUCCGAAAGUCAAUUUUGAAGUCGCGCUAUCGGUUAUCAAAGCUGCUCAAGCAGAUAAACUAGCGAGAGAAGAGGGUAUACCGAAGGACGAAGAUGGGAUGAGGAAAUGGGCUGAAGAGAAGAGUUGGAAAGCUGAGUAUAGGGGAUAUGAGUAUGAUCCUGAGGGAUUGAGGUGA
Molecule: messenger RNA, 1875 nt
Organism: Kwoniella botswanensis
Lineage: Eukaryota; Fungi; Basidiomycota; Tremellomycetes; Tremellales; Cryptococcaceae
Exons: 15
Coding region: 1-1875 (624 amino acids)
Biological process (GO): malate metabolic process; pyruvate metabolic process
Cellular component (GO): mitochondrion; cytosol
Molecular function (GO): NAD binding; malate dehydrogenase (decarboxylating) (NAD+) activity
Source: RefSeq, a predicted model, not a curated record